GCCGCGCGGAAGUCUGGAGCUAAUCUAGUCUGCUGGGUUGCUCAAUCUCCUUGAAAGCUGGCGCUUGUUCCCGCUGUUCCGCUUUAGGCCGCACCGCACACUGCCUUCAGCCCUCAUCGAAUUGGGAGUCAGGGGUUCCCUGCUCUUGGUCUCGUCUCUGACGAGGCUGGCUGCCCUGUUUUCCCUCUUGGCUGGCCUGCUCCCCACCAGCCUGCUUUCUGCCCAUGGCGACGGCCGCUCCGGCCACAGCCUUCGGGCAGGCGGUGAUUGGUCCCCCGGGCUCGGGAAAGACCACUUACUGCCUGGGAAUGAGUGAGUUCCUGCGCGCGCUGGGCCGGCGCGUGGCAGUGGUGAACCUGGACCCGGCCAACGAGGGCCUGCCGUACGAAUGUGCAGUGGACGUGAGCGAGCUGGUGGGGCUAGGUGACGUGAUGGACGCGCUGCGGCUCGGGCCCAACGGCGGCCUGCUCUAUUGCAUGGAGUACCUGGAAGCCAACCUGGACUGGCUGCGUGCCAAGCUCCACCCCCUCCGCGGCCACUACUUCCUCUUCGAUUGCCCGGGCCAGGUGGAGCUCUGCACACACCACGGUGCCCUGCGUAGCAUUUUCUCUCAGAUGGCUCAGUGGGACCUCAGGGUGCGUCUCGUGUGGGGCAGGCCCAUUUUGCUGAUGGAGCAAGUGAGACAGGGAGGAGGACAAAUGCCACGCCCCCAUAUCACACAGCGAGCUGACUGCUGUCCACCUUGUGGAUUCUCACUACUGUACAGACCCAGGCAAGUUCAUUUCAGUACUGUGCACCUCCCUGGCCACCAUGCUGCAUGUGGAGCUCCCCCACAUCAACCUGCUUUCCAAGAUGGACCUCAUCGAGCACUAUGGGAAGCUAGUCACUACCGCCAGCUCAAUGAGAAACUGGUACAGCUCAUUGAAGACUACAGCCUGGUCUCCUUUAUCCCUCUGAACAUACAGGACAAAGACAGCAUCCAGCGAGUCCUGCAGGCUGUGGAUAAAGCCAACGGCUACUGUUUUGGGGUCCAAGAGCAGCGAAGCCUGGAGGCUAUGAUGUCAGCCGCAGUAGGAGCUGACUUCCAUUUCUCCUCCACACUGGGCAUCCAGGAGAGGUACCUGGCACCCUCCGACCAGUCGGUGGAGCAGGAAGCCAUGCAGCUGUAGCAGCACCCUGGGCCCUGAAGAGCAGGGUACAUAACGAGUAGCAGGGAACGUGGAGGCUCCUGAGAAGCAGCUGUCAGCCAGCAGGCUGCAAUCCAUGCACAAGUCCUCGCAGCCAUCGAGAGGAGGCUGGCAAGGGAACACUCAACUCUGCAAAGGACUCUGGACAGAAAGCUGGACCAAGGGCAAGGUGCCCACCAUACUCUUGGGGUGUCCUUAGGCGCUGGGCCCUGGCCCCAGGAAGUGCCACCAGAAAACUGAGAACUAUCUCCAGUUGGGUUGUGUUGCAAAGUGCUAUAAUACAAGAGUUUACUUUCUACUUUUUGUGCCUUCCAAUUUUCUUCAGUCCUCCAGGCCCAGGGCUUGGGGCAGAAGAGGGGGAACAUCACUGUCCCUUCAGAGAGUCCUUGUCCAUACUGGUCAGCAUUUCUCCAGAGCAUAGCAUCCAACCCGCACUCUCCAGUGGCGUUUUGUUAAUGUUCAGUUCUAACAGGAAGCCUCCAGCGGAGUCUUCACAGGUAACGCUUCCUGGCUAGACCAUAUUUAGUAAUGUUUUAUUUCUGUUGUAUUUAUUUCACUUUAUCUUUCUAGCAAGUGUUAACUAGUCAACGUUUAAAAGAUUAAAAGCUUCAAAAAUGAAA
Messenger RNA from Heterocephalus glaber (naked mole-rat), 1807 nucleotides. It is a transcript of the gene Gpn2, whose product is annotated as GPN-loop GTPase 2. NCBI's taxonomy places the organism in Eukaryota, Metazoa, Chordata, Mammalia, Rodentia, Bathyergidae. Gene Ontology annotation, cellular component: cytoplasm. Gene Ontology annotation, molecular function: GTPase activity. The record is from RefSeq and is a predicted model, not a curated record.